AUGGCUCAGAAAGUGGUGUUGAAGGUUUUAACCAUGACGGAUGAUAAGACGAAGCAGAAAGCCAUAGAAGCUGCAGCUGAUAUCUUCGGAGUUGAUUCGAUAGCAGCGGAUAUGAAGGAGCAAAAAUUAACGGUGAUCGGUCUGAUGGAUGCGGUUGCGGUGGUCAAGAAAUUGAAAAAGGUCGGUAAAGUCGACUUGAUAUCGGUCGGGCCAGCAAAAGAGGAGAAGAAAGAAGAGAAGAAGGAAGAGAAGAAAGAGGAAAAGAAAGAAGAGAAGAAGGAAGAGAAGAAGGAAGAAGAACCUAAGAAAUAA
Molecule: messenger RNA, 312 nt
Organism: Thlaspi arvense
Lineage: Eukaryota; Viridiplantae; Streptophyta; Magnoliopsida; Brassicales; Brassicaceae
Source: the annotation of a GenBank genome assembly